CUCCAGACACAUGUAUUCGUCCCGUUUCUUUUUUCGGAGAAGAGACACGGCCAAACCACAUGGAUUUUGGCAGAAAAUGUUUUUGGUCCCCCACCUGAGACGCAGGAAGACCAACAUUGAACAUGCUCUUAAGUCGGUUUUCAAGGAGGCACAGCAUCCGCUUCCCUCACCAAUGUUUUGUUUCCCCCCACAUACUCAGGCGGAUUGUCUAAAUUUUCUCCCCUCCCAUCAUUUGAGCUCCUCAAAGUUUCUUCCUCCCUCCUCCCCUCCGUUCUUCGCAUACGUUGAUCACAAACUCAUCUUUGAUCCUACUCCCUCGUCUCCAGGCACACGUCGCAUUUAUAGUGAAUUCAGUGCUUUUGUUCUCCCACACAUUUUCUGACAGUCUGUGUGCUUUUCCUCUCUCCUCCCAUUGUUCCAUUUUUCGGCGUUAUUCUCGCUUCUCCACACCUCUGACUCUUAUAGUAGAGGGUUUCUUAUUUUUUUUUUU
Messenger RNA from Aaosphaeria arxii CBS 175.79, 490 nucleotides. RefSeq lists its product as uncharacterized. Bases 77 to 382 code for a protein of 101 amino acids. Lineage: Eukaryota; Fungi; Ascomycota; Dothideomycetes; Pleosporales. The transcript has a single exon. The record is from RefSeq and is a predicted model, not a curated record.